Messenger RNA from Oncorhynchus nerka (sockeye salmon), 1571 nucleotides. Its product is annotated as scavenger receptor cysteine-rich type 1 protein M130-like. The transcript has 6 exons. The record is from RefSeq and is a predicted model, not a curated record. Bases 1 to 1242 code for a protein of 413 amino acids. Gene Ontology annotation, molecular function: serine-type endopeptidase activity. Gene Ontology annotation, biological process: zymogen activation. Lineage: Eukaryota; Metazoa; Chordata; Actinopteri; Salmoniformes; Salmonidae. Gene Ontology annotation, cellular component: plasma membrane.
AUGGAAGAGAGGAGGUGUAGUGGAGAUGAGUCUUCUAUUAGACAGUGUGGCAGAAGAAGAGUAAGAACUGGUAUCUGUGAUGGUGGAUAUUAUCGUCAUGUGACCUGUUCAGAGUCUGUGCGGCUUGUGGAUGGAGCUGGUCUCUGCUCUGGGAGAGUGGAGGUGAAGUCCAAUCAGUCCUGGGCCUCAGUGUGUGAAGCUGACUUUGACCGGCAGGAUGCAGAGGUAGUCUGUAGGGAGCUUGGCUGUGGGGCUCCUGCAGCUCUACAGGGGGGGCUCUAUGGAGGAGGUGGGGGUCAGACCUGGGAUAAAGAGUUCCAGUGUAAAGGCAAAGAGUCCCUUCUCCUGGACUGUGACACCUCAGACAGAGAGAACAACACCUGCCUACCUGGUAAUGCUGUUGGACUCACCUGCUCAGAGCCUGAUGAUGUGAGGCUGGUGGGAGGAGGCAGUCGCUGUGCUGGUGGAGUGGAGUGGUACUACCAGGGAGAGUGGAGGACUGUGGGAGCUGAGGACUGGGAGCAGGAGGAUGUAGCUGCAGUAGUGUGUAGACAGCUGGGUUGUGGCUCCACUGUUUCAGCACUACGUGGAGACACCACUAGAGGGUUUGGAGUUUCCUGUCCUGGGUCUGAGUCUUCACUGAGGGAGUGUAGAAGAACGUAUGAUCUCCUUCCUGGACUCACAGUGAUCUGCUCAGAUCUCCUGGUCCAGCCUGAUAUCUUCCUGACUGACCCAAUGGGAAGGGUCUUCAGGGGCCACCAGGGGCCUGAGAUGUUCAGGGGCUACAACUUCACCAUCACCUGCUCCACUCAGCCACAGUACCCAGGAGGCUCCUUCCUCCUCACGUUCACCGGCUCCAACAGAACCCAGACCCAGCCAGCUGUCAAUCACUCUGCUGCCUUCCUCUUCCCUGCUGCAGAUGACUCCCACCAAGGGAACUACAGCUGUGUUUAUGACAAUUAUGUUUUCUCUCAUAACUUCUCCUCUGAGAGUGAGCUCCUCCCCCUCGCCAUCACAGCCUCUCCUCUGCCAGCCUUCAUUAUCAGACACGUUGUAGUGCUGCUGAUCCUACUGACAUCCAUCACCACCUCCUACCUGUACUACAAGCCCACCAGGAGGCAGAAGAGAGUGAACAGGGUGAGCAGCAUGGAUCUUUAUGUCAAUGCCAUGGAGAUGGUCUCUCUGAGCUCCAGAGCUGAAGCUGGACCGGGAGAGGAGAGAGCAGCCCAGGGGACGGAGUAGGAGGAGAAGGAAUCUGACCCUACAUGCUGAUCUUAGGUCAGUUUUGUGUUUUAAAUCGAUGGUCAGCAGUGGACUGGUGUUUAAAAUGUGGUGACAAACCUGAAGUGAUUCUAAUUUUAAUAACAAGUUCAGAAUUAGUUUAUCUUUCUAGAACCUUGGAAGAAAUCUAAAAGGAGUGACUGCAACCACCAUUAUUCAUUUAGUUUGGUUUUUACCACCAGAGUAACAUGGGUGUUUGGGUAACAUGGGGUUUUGGGUAACAUGGGGUUCUGGGUAAAAUGGGGUUUUGGGUAACAUGGGGUUCUGGGUAACAUGGGGUUUUGGGUAAC